CAGUGACCGGCUCAGCUAGGUAUCAGUUCACGGCCGCUGGGGCUGGACCCCGCGUAGGAGCUAGAAGUGGAGCUGGACCUGGGGAAGCUGAAGCUGGGCCGGGGCGGAGCGCAGAGCUGCGCCGGGGCCGCCAGGAGGGGCGUGUUGCUGCUGUCCCACCGCGAGCCGCCCCCUGCCCGCGCGGCGGCGCGCUCCUGCCAGGCCGCCUGCCUCCGCCUUCCUCUCCCCUCCCUUUCCCCGGAAUCUCCCCGCGGCGCGCCUGCACCGAGACGCUUCUCUGGGUGGGGAAGCUCCCGGCUGCUUUCUGGCUUCAUUUCUUCCUCGCAACCUAGUCUCCCAGCCCCCUCUUUUAUUUUCCUGGACUGGUCCCCUUCUGAUCCCUUCCUUAAUUGCAGGCUCCCUGCUUCCCUUCUUCGAGUGCCCGCUCCUCAGUCACUUUCCUCAGCCAAGAGUCCCAGCCUUCCCUCUUCCUUUUUUUUUCCCUGGGGUGCAACCUGUCCUGUCCCUUUCUCUGUCCUAGGGUGCAGUGGAUUCCCUACUCCUUUUCUCUGGCCUGGAGUUCCAGACCUGUGGUCUCUUCCUGUGGCCCGUCCUGGGUCCUUGUCCCUCUUCCCCAGUUUGGAGUGCUAGACCGAGAACCCAGCCUCCCUCCACCCGCAGAGGACUGCUUCUACAAAAAGACCUCUAAAACAUGAACUUUUCCUGAGAUACCCCAGUCCUUCUUCCCACCUGCUGACCCCUUGCUACUUAUGUCCCAGGUCUGACUCUCACUUUGCUAAGGGUCGAGGCCUACGGGCUGAGGGAGGGGCAGGAUGCUUCUGUGGUCUGGCAUCUGUGGCUUGUCUCCACCUCGAAUCUUCCCUUCGUUGCUUGUGGUAGUAGCAUUGGUGGGGCUACUACCUGUUCUCAGGAGCCACGGCCUCCAGCCCAGCCCUACUGCCAGCACCAUCCGAGGCUCAGAGUCGCCCCGGGAACGCUCACUUGGGGAUGUUACUACUGCCCCGCCAGAGCUCACCCCUGAGAGCCACCCUGUUAACCAUUCCAACAAUGCAGAGGGCAGGAAGGCCCGAAAGCCCUUUCCAGUCCUGGGCAUUGACUACACACACGUGCGCACACCCUUCGAGAUCUCCCUCUGGAUCCUGCUGGCCUGCCUCAUGAAGAUAGGUUUCCAUGUGAUUCCCACGAUCUCGAGCAUCGUCCCGGAGAGCUGCCUGCUGAUUGUGGUGGGGCUGCUGGUCGGGGGCCUGAUCAAGGGCGUGGGUGAGACACCCCCCUUCCUGCAGUCGGAGGUCUUCUUCCUCUUCCUGCUGCCUCCCAUCAUCCUGGAUGCAGGCUACUUCCUGCCGCUGCGGCAGUUCACAGAGAACCUGGGCACCAUCCUGAUCUUCGCCGUGGUGGGCACGCUGUGGAACGCCUUCUUCCUGGGCGGCCUCAUGUACGCCGUGUGCCUGGUGGGUGGCGAGCAGAUCAACAACAUCGGCCUCCUGGACAACCUGCUCUUCGGCAGCAUCAUCUCGGCCGUGGACCCCGUGGCUGUGCUGGCCGUCUUUGAGGAAAUUCACAUCAACGAGCUGCUGCAUAUCCUCGUCUUUGGGGAGUCCCUGCUCAAUGACGCCGUCACUGUGGUUCUGUAUCACCUCUUUGAGGAGUUUGCCAGCUAUGACCGCGUGGGCAUCGUGGACAUCGUCCUCGGCUUCCUGAGCUUCUUCGUGGUGUCCCUGGGCGGGGUCUUUGUGGGCGUGGUCUACGGGGUCAUCGCAGCCUUCACAUCCCGGUUCACUUCCCACAUUCGUGUCAUCGAGCCGCUCUUCGUCUUCCUCUACAGCUACAUGGCCUACCUGUCAGCCGAGCUCUUCCACCUGUCCGGCAUCAUGGCACUCAUUGCCUCGGGAGUGGUGAUGCGCCCCUACGUGGAGGCCAACAUCUCCCACAAGUCCCACACGACCAUCAAGUAUUUUCUGAAGAUGUGGAGCAGUGUCAGUGAGACCCUCAUCUUCAUCUUCCUGGGAGUCUCCACUGUGGCUGGCUCCCACCACUGGAACUGGACCUUUGUCAUCAGCACCCUGCUCUUCUGCCUCAUUGCCCGCGUGCUGGGUGUGCUGGGCCUGACCUGGUUCAUCAACAAGUUCCGCAUUGUAAAGCUGACACCCAAGGACCAGUUCAUCAUCGCCUACGGUGGCCUGCGAGGGGCCAUCGCCUUCUCUCUGGGCUACCUUCUGGACAAGAAGCACUUCCCCAUGUGCGACCUGUUCCUCACUGCCAUCAUCACCGUCAUCUUCUUCACUGUUUUUGUGCAGGGUAUGACCAUUCGGCCCCUGGUAGACCUGCUGGCUGUGAAGAAAAAGCAAGAAACUAAGCGCUCUAUCAAUGAGGAGAUCCACACUCAGUUCCUGGACCACCUUCUGACAGGCAUCGAGGACAUCUGUGGCCACUAUGGCCACCACCACUGGAAGGACAAGCUCAACCGGUUUAACAAGAAGUAUGUAAAGAAGUGUCUGAUAGCUGGGGAGCGCUCUAAGGAGCCCCAGCUCAUCGCCUUCUACCACAAGAUGGAGAUGAAGCAGGCCAUUGAGCUGGUGGAAAGUGGAGGCAUGGGCAAGAUCCCCUCGGCUGUCUCCACCGUCUCCAUGCAGAACAUCCACCCCAAGUCCCUGCCUGCCGAGCGCAUCCUGCCUGCACUUUCCAAGGACAAGGAAGAGGAGAUUCGCAAAAUCCUAAGGAACAACUUACAGAAGACCAGGCAGCGGCUGCGGUCUUACAACAGACACACCCUGGUGGCAGACCCCUACGAGGAGGCUUGGAACCAGAUGCUGCUCCGGAGACAGAAGGCCCGGCAACUGGAACAGAAGAUCAACAACUACCUGACAGUGCCGGCCCACAAACUGGACUCCCCCACCAUGUCUCGGGCCCGCAUCGGCUCAGAUCCACUGGCUUAUGAGCCGAAGGCCGACUUGCCCGUUAUCACCAUCGACCCAGCCUCCCCACAGUCACCCGAGUCUGUGGACCUGGUGAAUGAGGAGCUGAAGGGCAAGGUCCUCGGGCUGAACCGGGACCCCAGAGUGGCUAAUGAAGAUGAGGACGAUGAAGGGGGCAUUGUGAUGAGGACCAAGGAGCCCUCUUCCCCAGGCACUGACGAUGUUUUCACCCCUGGGCCAAGUGACAGCCCCAGCUCCCAGAGGAUACAGCGCUGCCUCAGUGACCCAGGCCCCCACCCUGAGCCUGGGGAGGGAGAGCCGUUCAUUCCCAAGGGGCAGUAGUGCUGCGGCCAGUGGGCGGUGCCUGUCCCACCACAGACUCUCCCACCAGAGCAGGGGCUGCUAGGAGCUGGGGGGGCUCCCCUCGUCCUUCCUGACCUGGAUUGCCCCUCCCCCGACCGCAUGGCAGCUGGGCCCACCACAGCACGGCUUCGCCCUGCCUCCUGGGAAGCGCCUUCACUUCCACCAGAACUGCCUUCCCAACUCCUCUGGCAGAACUGCUGGGCUGUGAGGCAGACUUUGCCCUUUCCUAGCCAGGCUCUCUCCCAUCCCCAGGGGGGGCCUCUCUGAGUUUCCCAGAGCUUGGUGACCCCCUUCCUUCUCCAUCACCCUCCUCAUUCAAACCAAUCUUAGUUUCUAACCGAAGAGCCGCUGGCUCAGCCUUGGUCCCAUCUGGGAACGAAGGAACCCAGGCCUUUCUUGGCCCAGGCCAGGCUCUUCAUUUACAGGGGAAAGGCUAGGAGAACAGACAUUUUUUUAAAGUUUUUAUUUUAUUAGGGGGAGCAGAUUUUUUUCAAGGUUUUAAUUUUCUUAUUUGAGGGAGAAGGAAGCGAGGGAGGGAGGGGGAGAGAGAGACGGCGAAGCUGCCUCCUGCCUGCUGCAUGCGCCCAUCCCAACCCGGAAUUGAGCCUGAAACCUGGGCACGUGCCCUGACCCGGAAUCAAGCCAGUGACCUUUUGGUUACAGAAGACGCUCCAGCCCAUGGAGCCGUGCUGGCCAGGGCAGGGGGGGCAGGUAUUUGACGGGCAGAGGGAUUGGUGACGCACAGCAGCCCCACCCUCCUGCCACUCUGUCAUCCUGGCUGGCCACCUCGACAUGCCCAGACUCAGAGCUGCAUCUCUGAGCUGCUCUAUGUGGAGCUGGGUCUCUGUGGACCAGGAUGGGACUCAGCUUUUUAAAUUGCUCCAGCGGGGACCACUGAGCCCUCCAGGGGCUGCUGUCAGGGGAGGGACUGACUGGGGCUCCAGGAAGUGCUGGCUUUUUAUCUGUUUUGGUUGUUCACACGUCCAUGUAUGAUCUCUUUGCACAGAGGCCAUUCCUGUUUUUAAAUCAUUUCGAAAAACCCCAGCUGAAUGAAGCUCUGGCCCUCCUACUCCAAAGAAUUACCCCUCCUCGUUUGGGUCUGUCUCCCUAAACUCCCCCAAAUCGGUUCUCUGCCUCCUGGACUCAUAACUGUAGCCCCAAGGCUCUGAUUUCAGAAGUGACACCCUAACCCCAAUCAUGGUUCUCUGACUCGCAGAUGCCGGGCCUGCUGGGCCUUCUUUGCCCUUGGCCAUGACCCUCAGUUCCUGCUGGCCUGUUCUUUCUCUUGCCCCCUCUGUUGGUCCCGGGAACUUCUCCCUCUAAUGUUCACUGCACCCAGCUUGCUGUGGAGCCCAGUCCUCAAGGAAGAAGACCUCCCCUGGGCAUCUCCCACCCAGCCAGGGCUGGUGGGUGGGCAGAGUGCUAGGCUCCCAGAAGCCUUUGCUCCCAGGUACACACUUCCACUCCCAUGCCCCCAUGGCCAGGCUUAGGACUCUUGGUGUCUGUCCUCCCCAGGGCACUCCCCCAGGAUUGUGCAAUACUCAGAGCACCCCUCUUCCCAGUGCACUGGGCAGUGGGUGCUCAUCUGUCCCCCUCACCAUGCAAGUGCUGGUUUGGGCAGGAGUCACCACUGCAAGGGUGACGUGGACAACCAUGUUCGAAGCCACCACAGCUGCUGCUGCUCUGCCGCCUAUACAGAAGAAACCAAAUUUUUUCAUAUUCUAAUAAAACCAUGUGAGUUUUUGA
This is a messenger RNA of Artibeus jamaicensis (Jamaican fruit-eating bat), 5024 nucleotides long. It is a transcript of the gene SLC9A1, whose product is annotated as solute carrier family 9 member A1. Gene Ontology annotation, cellular component: membrane. The transcript has 12 exons. Lineage: Eukaryota; Metazoa; Chordata; Mammalia; Chiroptera; Phyllostomidae. The record is from RefSeq and is a predicted model, not a curated record. Gene Ontology annotation, molecular function: sodium:proton antiporter activity. Gene Ontology annotation, biological process: sodium ion transport; regulation of pH; proton transmembrane transport. The coding region runs from base 813 to 3257 and encodes 814 amino acids.